Solea solea (common sole) is the source of this 2172-nucleotide messenger RNA. RefSeq names its product 5-hydroxytryptamine (serotonin) receptor 1A b (gene htr1ab). The record is from RefSeq and is a predicted model, not a curated record. Lineage: Eukaryota; Metazoa; Chordata; Actinopteri; Pleuronectiformes; Soleidae. Gene Ontology annotation, biological process: adenylate cyclase-activating adrenergic receptor signaling pathway; regulation of hormone secretion; regulation of vasoconstriction. Gene Ontology annotation, molecular function: G protein-coupled serotonin receptor activity. The transcript has a single exon. Gene Ontology annotation, cellular component: plasma membrane. Bases 78 to 1361 code for a protein of 427 amino acids.
GGAGCGGUGAGCCGGUGAGAUGACGCGCGUGUCCACAAAGUAACCGGAGCUCGAUCUCCAAACGGAGCGCAGCAGUGAUGGAGAUCCCGCCGACCAACACCAGCACAGGUUGGUCACAGCUGGAGAACAUUUCCACCAGGAGUCCACAACCCGAUGAUGAUGAUGAGGAGGAGGUGAAGCUGAGCUACCAGCUCCUCACCUCCUUCAUCCUCUGCGCGCUCAUCCUCUGCGCAAUCUUUGGGAACGCCUGCGUCGUCGCGGCCAUCGCUUUGGAGCGAACCCUCCAGAAUGUGGCCAACUACCUGAUCGGUUCUCUGGCCGUCACGGACCUGAUGGUGUCGGUGCUGGUGCUGCCCAUGGCGGCGCUGUACCAGGUCCUGAACCGCUGGACUCUCGGGCAGGUUCCGUGCGAAAUCUUCAUCUCUCUGGAUGUCCUGUGCUGCACCUCGUCCAUCCUGCACCUGUGCGCCAUCGCUCUGGACAGAUACUGGGCCAUAACCGAGCCCAUAGACUACAUGAAGAAGCGCACUCCACGCAGAGCCGCGGUCCUCAUCAGCGUCACCUGGAUCAUCGGCUUCUCCAUCUCGGUGCCGCCGAUGCUGAUCAUGCGAUCUCAGCCGGGCAGUCUGGAGGGGGACAGGGCGAACCCGGAGCAGUGUAAGAUCAGGCAGGACCCCUGGUACACCAUCUACUCCACUUUCAUGGCUUUUUACAUCCCGCUCACGCUCAUGCUGGUUUUGUACGGGCGGAUAUUCAAAGCUGCCCGGUUCCGGAUCAGGAAAACCGUGCGUAAAACGGAGAAGAAGAAAGUGUCCGACUCCUGCCUGGCGUUAUCUCCCGCGCUCUUCCACCACAAGAAGACCAACCCCGGAGGAGACGCGCAGGGAAAGAGCUGGAGAAGCAGCGUGGAGCCGCGGCCGCUGCCGUGCGUCAACGGCGCGGUGAAGCACGCGGAGGACGGCGAGUCUCUGGAGAUCAUCGAGGUCCACGGCAGCUGCAGGGGAAACAACAACCUCCCGCUGCCGAACACGCCGAGCAACGCGCCGCUGUUCGAGAGCCGGCACGAGAGCAAAGCCACCGAGGCCAGGCGCAAGAUCGCGAUGGCGCGGGAGCGCAAGACGGUGAAGACUCUGGGCAUCAUCAUGGGCACCUUCAUCCUCUGCUGGCUGCCCUUCUUCAUCGUGGCCCUGGUCAUGCCCUUCUGCCAGGACUCGUGCUUCAUGCCGCGCUGGCUCGAGGACGUCAUUAACUGGCUCGGUUACUCCAACUCUCUGCUCAACCCCAUCAUCUACGCGUACUUCAACAAAGACUUCCAGAGCGCGUUCAAGAAGAUCAUCAAGUGUCAUUUCUGCACAAUGUGAGGCUUCUUCUGUGGGGACAGCAGAGACAAACUGAGGGACAAAUGUCCACGAGAACUGACUUGGUUUAUUCAGACUCAGAGCGAGAAGCAAACACUUCCGUGGAACAGCAACUAAUAGACUUUAAAUUACAUUUAAACAAACUUAACUGAAAGUGAGAUUUGAAGAAGGCUGGGGCCACGUGAGCAAUGAUUUUAAAAUGAAAAUAAAAUGAAUAAAAUAAGACAGAAUUCUGAGAUUCAAGUCACAGUCAUGAGGAGAAAAUUUUAAUUUUGAGUUUAUGAGAAAGAAGUCAGAGUUUCGAGGUUGUUUUUUUUAAGGUUUUCUACGGAUCUCUCAGAAAUAUGACUUUUAUUUGUUAUUUAUUUUGUUUCCAUAAUCGUGGCCAUAAUCCUCCUCCAAAGAUGACACUGCAAUUAUCUGAUGACAAUAGAGUUUGUGCCAAAACUGUGUAAAAUAAAAAAGGCUCUUUAUUUGAGAAGAAACUUUGUUUGCCAAAUAAUCAUGGUUUGAAUAUUGAAGCAAACAUUAUCUGUUGUACUGAUUUUGAAUAUAAUAUGUAUUUAUUUUUAAAACCAUAUAUAUCACGCAGCUCUGUUUUCAAGUUUGAUAAGAAGAUGAUUCUUGUUUUCUCAGUGAGAGGAUGAAGAGUCUGAGGCUCAUUAAACAGAAACUUUAUCAUUUUUUUAAAUUAAAUGAUUAAAUAUAGACUAUUCAUGUCUAUAAAUGCAUUUAAAUAAAUAAACAAACAAACAUGAUGAUUUGAUUCUAGCUCCAUGUUCCUCAUGUUCAAUAAAAUAUUCCAUGAUUCAGA